UUGUCUUUGAGAGAGAGAGAGAGAGAGUGAAUCACAACAAGCAUGACCUGGCAGAUUUGGGGGAAUCAUCAUCAAAUAUGGCACUGGGGUCCUCUACGCCUUUGAACUUCAUAAUAACACCACCACCACCACCACCACCACCACCACCGGCAGGAGAUUCUUCAAGGCUUGGUUUGGGAGUUUUUUCCACAUCUACGGCUAUUAACAACUCAUCCACCUCCUUAUUUUCUGCACCAUCUAUGACUGGACAGAAGCCUGUUUCAGAAGGCUUCGGGUGCAAUCCUUUUCCACUUGGAAACCCAUCCCAAACAAAACAAGAGACAUCGGGUGCAAUCCUUUUUGGUUCAAAACCAUCCUCUGGUGCAUUCAUUCAGCCAGCAACAAGCCAGCGACCAGGACUUGAUGCCUCAAGUUCUCAUGCUUUUGGGUUUGCAACAGCUUCAGCAUUUGGUAGCACAGGAACAAACCCUUUUGUGUCUAGUACACCUGCAUCCUCAUCUUGUGGAUCUUUUAGUAUUGCUCUAAAGUGUGCUACUUGUGAAGGUUUUGAUUGGAUUCCUCAUAUAACACAAACAAAUCACCCUCUAUUUGGUUCCACACAACCCUUGGGUGGAUCAAUUCAAUCUAUGUUUACUUCUCUUACACUGGGUUCUCUUAGAAUCGGUCUGAAGUGUGCAACUUGUGGAGGUUUUGAUUGGGUUCCUCAUUUAACACAACCCUUGGGUGAAUCAAGUCAGCCUAAGUUUGCUAGUUUUAAAAUACCAGGUUUUGGUACUAAUAGAUGCUUUCCAACAAAAGGUGCUACGAGCAACCCUAUUUUUGGGACUCCAGCAACUUCAACAUUUGGUAGCAUAGGAACAACCUUUGGCUCAUCCAGUGCAUCCACAUCUGGGGCUAUGAACAAACAUGUUUUUGAGUCAUCAAGCACUCCUGCUUUUGGCUCUUCAAGUGCUCCAUCCUCCAGCUUCAGUACAACUCCGGCCUUCAGCUCCAUUUGGAUGUAGUCCAUCUCUUUAUGGAGUUCAGAAUUCUUCUUCAGGCUAGUUUCUCGUGUUGAUGGCAAUGUUGAAGAUGGGAGAAUGUAGCUUUGUUUUGUUGUUAGUAUGUCAGAAAAUUUCAAAUCCUGUUAUGUAAAAUUUCAUCUUUUUUUUUUUCUUUAUUAAUGUAAAUUAUCUUCUAGAGCGAAAAAAAAAUUGGGACGUCUAAGAAAAGACACAUUUCAGAUUUGUUUAGUAAUUGUAGUCACAGUCAUUUUAGGAUUUUGAAAGUUUCUUGUGUUAUGUUUUUGUUGAUGGUCAUGCCGAAGAUGGAUUUUUUGGUCAAGUAAAUUUAUUUUUGGUUUAAUUUGUUCUCUGCUGAUAAUCAUGCUGAAGGUGGAAUCUGAAUUAUUCUCAUUGUUCAUCCUUUUGGGUAUGCUCGGAUG
Molecule: messenger RNA, 1423 nt
Organism: Macadamia integrifolia
Lineage: Eukaryota; Viridiplantae; Streptophyta; Magnoliopsida; Proteales; Proteaceae
Product: nuclear pore complex protein NUP98A-like
Exons: 5
Coding region: 78-1004 (308 amino acids)
Source: RefSeq, a predicted model, not a curated record